GUCUCCCUUGGUUCAAUGUUUACAAUCGUCAAACAUGGCGUCGUCACCUCGGACAGAUGAUCAUCACAGCGUUAAUGGCGAAGUUUCAGGCUCGGCCAGAUCUCGGGAAUGGAUUAGAUUAAAUGUCGGGGGGACACACUUCCUUACAACGAGGACUACCCUUUGUAGGGACCCCAAUUCCUUUCUUUGCCGCCUGGUGCAAGAAGACCCCGAGCUCCACACAGACAAGGAUGAAACUGGUGCCUACUUAAUUGAUAGAGAUCCAACAUAUUUUGGUCCAGUGCUAAAUUACCUCCGGCAUGGAAAAUUAGUAAUGAAUAAAGACCUAGCAGAAGAAGGUAUCUUAGAAGAAGCAGAAUUCUACAACAUUACAGAGUUAAUUAGGUUAGUGAAAGAACGGAUUAGCCAAAGAGAUAACCGGCCCCCAAAAGCAGGGAAGAAACACAUGUAUAGAGUACUUCAGUGUCAUGAAAAUGAGCUAACUCAGCUUGUGUCAACUAUGUCUGAUGGCUGGAAGUUUGAACAGUUGAUCAAUAUUGGAUCUCAGUAUAGUUAUGGAAGUGAAGACCACACGGAAUUCUUGUGUGUUGUGUCACGCGAGUAUUCUUCAUCGCCUGGCUCUCAUCAAUGCUCAACCGAUCGACCUGACCACCUUGAUCUACACAGCACCAAGGACUCUGAUAUGGCAGAGGAGCAGACUCCAGCGGAAUUUCAGUAGACAUUUUUCUGUUAAUGUGGAAAACAUCUCCCAUGAGUAUUUGACUGUCUGGCUUCAUAACAGUGUGUAUGGUUUCACAGCAAAUGUUCAUGAAAUAACAAAAUAUCUUUGAGUUGAUGCUGUAUCACUACCUUCAUACACUGCAUAAUGUGGGUCAGCCAUUGUAUAGUAAGGACUCCAAAUCAAUUAUAAAUAUCCAAGUGUUGAGGCUUUGUUGGUGUACUCUGAUAUAUACAGUACAUCAAAGUAAAUACUUUGAUACAUAUUCACAAACGUCUUUUUGUAGAGUGCUUAAAACAAUAUACUGUACAAUACAAAGUACAGUAUGUAUUAUCUAUUUUAACAGGUCAACAAGAGCUGGAAAUUUUGCAUUGUGGAAUAUUGUUUAUAGUAACAAUAACUAUUUUUCUGCACUACAGUAGUCAUAUUAUUACAGUAUUUUAAAAGUGCACUAACAUAUUACAGUAUUUUAGAAGUUCACAGUAUUCUGAUAGCUGGAGAAUUUUGCUCCUUGGUUUUUAUAUGUUGUUUUUGAUUAUUAAAGAAAGUACAAUGGUGGUGUUAACAUUCUUCCAAAAUCACUAAUACUCAAUAAUGUUUUGGAUAAGUCUUAAAGCAAACAAAUUAGCUAAGGUAUACAGUGAUUUGUAAAGUACAAGAGCACAGUCAAUCUGAACAAAGUACUCAAAACUAGUGAUUGCAGUGACUUUAAAGUUAAUAUGUAUAAGUACAGUAGUGUCAAUUACAUUAAAUUAGUGGACAUGUUAAUGAGAAAUGAUAUUAAUGAAUUAGAUAGGUUUGUAGUUAGCCCAUCCUCCUAAUAUAGUAUUUAUAUUAUACAAGGCCUAGGGAUGCAUAAGUUCGGUUUGUAGUUUUUUUUGUGCCGUCCAAAAUUAACAGUACAAAAUGUGAACUUUUUUGGGUCCAACAGUACAUAUUGGUCUGUUUGGCAAAAUAGCUGCCAUAAAUACUAUAAUUUUUAGGAGGAUGGGUUGAGAUAGUACAGUACUUGGUGAAUUACUAGCAUAAGAUUUCUGGGCAAAUGUGAUUUAAUAAUGCAAUUUGAAUAACUAGAACAACAAUAAUUGGGUGGAGCAUUAUGUUAAGGAAAUUAGGUGCUUCUUUGCUUUACUUUUGAAUAAAGUAUAGAUUAAGCCAUUCUUGAAUGAAUUAAGAAUUUUGACAUUUCAUCUCUUAUUUGCAUGGCAUAUAUGCAUUGAGUUGGCCACUGUGACUGUCAGAGAUUUGUUUAUUGUGAUGUUCACUGUUACGGAUUCAUAAGUGUAAACAACACAAGAGAAUGUAUGGAAGGUGUUUAAGUUUGACACUUGUAGGAAUUUGAAGAGCGGAGCUGUAUGUUAUCUGAAGACGUAAUUUGUUAUAGUUCAGAUAGCAGAUUUUUUGCUGGAUGACAACGGGUUGGACAGAGGGUAUGGUAUGUUAACCCUUUAGAUGCCAUGUAUGACCAUAAGGUUUAUAUAUCUGAUAACAUUUUGCCUUUCCAAUUUAACACAAUUAUUUUUUAAUAUUUAAUUAUUGUUCCUAAUUUACUGUUAAUAAAUACAUUUUCAAUGGGUGUUGGGUUGCUGCUGUAGUGUAUUCAUGUCUUUUUUUUAAUGCUUGGUGCUAUACUGUACUGUAUUAUGAAUGAUGUAAUGAGUGUACAACUAAUAUUUAAUUUUUUUUUUUAUUUAAAAUCGGUAACCUUUAUUCUCUUCUUUGGGCCGAUGCCACCACACUCCACGUGUGAGAAGGAAGGUAAUGAUAAAGUACUUUAUGUAUGUACAGUAUGUGUAAAUUUUAGGUACUAUACUGUGUUUAAAUUAGUAGACAGCACAACUUCUAGCAAUUUCAUAAAACUAUAUAUUACUUAAAUAUAUGGUACAAUGUACAGUACAGUAUCUGGUACUGGUAUAUUUUCCUUGACAGACAAGUCAGGUGGUAAAUGAGGAACACCAUCCUGUACAUUUAUACAAUUUAAAAUAUGAUAUUGCUGAAGUGAAAAUAAUUACCAAACACUUACAGACUCGAUUGUUUCUCCUUCAUAUGGGGUAAACCCUAGUAUGGAAUUACACACAUAAAGCUCUCUUAUUUGGGCAAUAGUAAAAUGCCCUCCAGAGAAUUACAGGUGAGCUUAAUGCACAUUUCAACAUUCGAUAAUUUUAGUGACCAAAAAAAAAAAAAAAGAUACAAAUACCCAAUGAUUUUUCUACUUCUCUAGAUCAAAGUCAAAUUAAGCCCCAAGUGGAACUCAAAUGCCAUUCAACAAGUUACAUUAGGCAGCAAAAAGGUUAAAAUGUUAAUUCACUAACAUAUUAUAUACCAAUUGUUAAAGUAUUGCAUUAAAAAAAGCCCAGAAAAACCUAAAUUAAAAAUUAUCAUAUACAUUCUUAGAGUAUCACUUUGGUAAUUGCAAAUCACUUUCACAUGUGUAACAUAAGAUAAGAAUCAAGUUAGCGAGGUAAUCACACACUAUACCACACAGGUGACCACCUAAACACCCAUUUAUCCCAUGUUUGAAGAUAAGAGGUUUAUGUUAUCAGCCAAAUUUUCAGACUCAAAAAGUACAAUAUGCACAAAACUAUAAUUAAAUUUUUUGUCGAUGCAAGAGAAAAUACCAGAUGCUAAUACUGUAUGUAUAUACUAUAUUAUUUAUUGGUCAGAAAAUGCUAAUAUAAAAUACAUUUACAGCACAGGUCUUAAUAUUAAUCAGAAAAGUUAUUAUAGUUAAUAUAACCAUCCAAUUUUCUGAGACAAUACUUAACAUAUGGACAGUACAUAGUUUUCCCUCUAAAAUAUGACUCUCAAUUAUUAUAAACCCAAGUGUUAAUUAUGGUACAAGUUAGAGGGUGCCCACUUUUACUACAAGUCAUAACUUACAUAUUUAGAACAAACUUCACGUGCACAUUUAGUAUUCACAUCAUACUUUAAACUGCAAUAAAUGAUGAGAUUCCUAUCACUGGAACAACAAAUAAAAUCACUGUAGCCAACAUGCAGAAGCUACCUAUGAAACCUCCAUGUCUUGCUGCCUCUAUUGAACAAUUUUCACAAUUUCAAAAUCAAUUCUUUACUCGGAUAUAAACAAAUGUUUAUAAUAAGGAACAAAUAUAGUGUAGCUAGAUCUAUACACUCACUAUCAAAUGUAUCCUUCAUUUGAUGUUUAAAUAUAACUCUUCUAAUUUUUAAGUAGAAAUAAUUAGUAAUUCACAUUAUAUUAUUUCACUCCUCUGCUUCUCAGAUAAAAUAAUUAAAAAAAAUUAAUUUACAUAUAUUAUUAGUUUUAUAAAUUUAAUUAACAGUUACUUUGAAGUUCUAUAACAGUUAAGUGCAGUUCAGUACAGUAUAUCCAUUAAAGGGAUUAAUAUAUCAAGAUAAUUAAAUUGGAAAUUUGGAAAUUAUCAUUAUUUUUGCAAUUUUCAUUAUAAGAAAAAAACAAGAUAUGCAUAUUUAUAUAUUUUAACCCCAAUAUAUCCAUUAUCAUAUAUUAAGAAUGGUGUAGCAAUGAUGAUGAUAACAGUACUGUAUUUGUUAUACUGUACAUCAUUAUGGAAAUCUUAGUUAAGCAUUUAAUAGAAAAUACCAUAUACUGUACUACAUUGUUUAUAUUUGAUAAACAUUAAAACAUCUGUUAUAAAAAUAUCUCUAAAUUCAAAUGAACACUUGAGAACAUUUGCAAUACAAACACAAAAAUAUUAACUUAUACUUAAUAUGUACACCAGAAUGCUGGACGGAAAUGGUUGUAAAUCACAAUGUGUCCCUGAAUAAAUCUAUCUAAUGGAAGGUA
This is a messenger RNA of Procambarus clarkii (red swamp crayfish), 4502 nucleotides long. It is a transcript of the gene inc, whose product is annotated as BTB/POZ domain-containing protein inc. The record is from RefSeq and is a predicted model, not a curated record. Gene Ontology annotation, molecular function: cullin family protein binding. Gene Ontology annotation, cellular component: cytoplasm; Cul3-RING ubiquitin ligase complex. Gene Ontology annotation, biological process: proteasome-mediated ubiquitin-dependent protein catabolic process; protein homooligomerization. Lineage: Eukaryota; Metazoa; Arthropoda; Malacostraca; Decapoda; Cambaridae.